ACAGACUCAGCGAUUGCUAUUGAAAUCUUGCUGUGCCUGGCACAGGUGUUGGUAUACCCAACAGCGUCAGAACAACUGAAAGUAUUCCGUCGUAUCCAGAGAGAAGAAGGAACAGAUUUCUUUGAGGAUGAUAAUGAGUCUCAAAGCCAUAACUGGGACUUUUUCGCAAUGUUCACUCUGCAAUACUUGAGACCCCCAAAUGUCAUUGAACUAAUUCUACUAUGGGCGUGGAAUCGGUCCUGGCCAUCAAAUAGGCCGUACUAUCUCCGACAACUUGGCCAUUCUGACAGUGGAGAAGGCAUUGUUUUGGUAAAAGACGUUGGAUUGUCGCCUGAUGUAUGGUUUUCGAUUGCACGCAUUGAAGCCGAUGCGCUGAAAAGGGUUAGGGACCUUGGUGGCAGUUCUCAUAACAACGUUACCAGCACAUGGGAGAAAUAUUGA
This is a messenger RNA of Paracoccidioides lutzii Pb01, 441 nucleotides long. RefSeq lists its product as hypothetical. The transcript has 2 exons. The record is from RefSeq and is a predicted model, not a curated record. The annotation marks the transcript as partial.